AUGCACAGCAAUAAGCUCAUCUGCAAAGCAUACUCCGGCUCACAUCUCACCUACAUAAAGUACCCUCAAACACUUGAGGUUCUUUGUAAAAUUCACGAUGGCAAGUGUGGCAACUACUCUGGGGGCAAGUCACUCGCCCAGAAGGCUCUAAACAUAGGCUACUUUUGGCCUACCAUGCGCCACGACUCCACCGAAUAUGUCAAGAAAUGUGAUGCUACCAGCGAUAUAAGAAAUGUGAUCUACCAAAGAAGCCGAUGUGGACCGAUUCAUCUGGAGAAACUUCAUCUGCGGGUUUGGCUGCCUACAGUUGCUGGUUAUCGACAGUGGCUCACAAUUUAUUGGCAAGCAAAUCACCGCCCUCUUUGCAAAAUACAAGAUCAAGCAACACCUGUCCACCUCGAGGUAUCCACAAGGAAAAGGACUGGCCGAGGCAUCCAACAAAGUCAGAUUAGAUUGCUUGAAGAAAAGGCUAGAAGGCUCCGAAGGGAAAUGGGUGGAUGA
Molecule: messenger RNA, 501 nt
Organism: Prunus armeniaca (apricot)
Lineage: Eukaryota; Viridiplantae; Streptophyta; Magnoliopsida; Rosales; Rosaceae
Source: the annotation of a GenBank genome assembly